This is a messenger RNA of Dicentrarchus labrax (European seabass), 8032 nucleotides long. RefSeq names its product cartilage intermediate layer protein 2 (gene cilp2). NCBI's taxonomy places the organism in Eukaryota, Metazoa, Chordata, Actinopteri, Moronidae. The transcript is spliced from 10 exons. The record is from RefSeq and is a predicted model, not a curated record. Bases 162 to 3911 code for a protein of 1249 amino acids.
AGCAGCAGCAAGGCUCUGCUUGACCGGCAACAUCAUUCACACCUGACAAGCUGAAGCGGCUACUCUCAGCUGUAUCUGCAAGCUGUCCAUUUUCUUCUUAAAUUUAUGUCUGUAGAGGAUCAGAAAAAAAAAAAAACGUCUGUAACUGAAGGUGUGUUACCAUGUUGGAAUUAAAUAAGAUGGCAAUCCUGCUGUCUUUCCUGGCUUCACUGGCUUUGGGCCAAGGAUCUGUGAGGACCAGGAGUCAGUCAGACAGGAGCAGGAGAGGGGCCCUCAACACGUUCACUGACACACAGACAACAGGCGUGACAGAGUGGACGUCUUGGUUCAACAUCGACCAUCCUGGAGGGAAUGGAGAUUAUGAGCGCCUGGAAGCGAUCCGUUUCUAUUACAGGGAGAGAGUUUGUGUGCGGCCCAUGGCAAUGGAGGCUCGCACUACAGACUGGGUGGCAGCAGCAGACACUGGGGAAGUGGUCCACUCCAGUCUGGAGAAGGGCUUCUGGUGCAUCAACAAGGAACAGCCCCAAGGCCGCAUCUGCUCCAACUACCAUGUUCGCUUUCAGUGUCCCCCAGUGCAGAGCUACUGGACUGACUGGAGUGAGUGGGGUUCCUGUUCAACCACAGUUUGUAAUGAUGUCGGCAUCCAGGUCCGUCAGAGGGAAUGUGUGAACACUCAGCCCAUGCCUCUCCUGUUGGUGCCCGCUUGCCAGGGUCACCAUUCAGAAAGGAGGGAGUGCUCCACUCCUCCGUGUACAGCCAAGUGGAGACCAUGGGGUCGGUGGGGGACGUGUUCAGUGACCUGCGGGGGAGGUCGGAGGAUUAGGAGGAGGACCUGCGUGAGGUCCUCUGAGACAGUUCAGUGUACUGGACGGCCUGUUGAAAUACAGAAGUGUGGGAAGAGUCCAUGCCCAGCCAAAUGUCAGCGGGUGUGCACCGAGGGUCGUCCCAGUGAGGACUGCAGCCGGUGUGUGUGUGAUAGCCAUGUGCUGCACGGGGAAGUCCACAGUGUGACUGGUGUCCCUGUGGCAGGAGCCUGGGUGGCACUGGCUAGUCAGCCCAAGGUGAUCCGUGCACGUACAGAUGCCAAUGGUCAGUUCAGGCUCACAGGAGUCUGCUCCUCCAGCUCGAUUUUGAUCUCCAUCAGGAAAGAGAAGUUUGCCCCGAUCACUGUCUCUACCUCCAGUAACACCACAGGGUUGUCCUGGGUACGGGCUGUCCUCAAAUCAGCUGAAAAGCCAUACAUUGUGAAGCACCCAGAGGACAAAGUGCGUUAUGAGGGAGGACGGGUGCUGUUGUGCUGCAAAGCAACGGGAUCACCAGCACCUGACAAAUACUACUGGUACCACAACGGGACUCUGCUGGACAGAAAGGUGUACAAGUAUGAAGAGGACCUUGUACUGCGAGACCUGAAGCUGGAGCAGUCAGGGCAGUACUACUGCAAAACCAGCAGCCCUGCAGGCACCAUCAAGUCCUCUGCAUCCUUCCUCACCGUGAUUGCAAAAGGAACACCAGCAUGCAAUUCCACCCCUGAGAAUCACCUCGUCAGGCUGCCCAUUGACUGUGUUCAGCCCGGGACUGAUUCCAAGUACUACAACGCUGGCCGCUGCCCUCACAACAAAUGUGCUGGCUCCCUAGACUUUGAUAUGCGCUGCAGAGAUGGAGCUGCCUUCUGCUGUGGGGUCCAAAAUAUGGAAAGUAGAAUAAUUGACUGUGGGAGCUACAGCCUCCCUAUCCGGGCUGUGACACAGUGUAGCUGUCAGAAGUGUGUGCAGCCAACUGUGCUUGUUCGUGGUAGAGUGGUCACAGCUGACAAUGAUGAGCCCCUGCGUUUUGGGCACAUCUACAUUGGCAAAGAGAGGGUGGGCACCACUGGAUACCAAGGAAGUUUCACAUUACAAAUUACUCCUGAUACACAUAGGUUAGUGGUAAAUUUUGUUGACCCGACCCAGAAGUUUCUUGACACUCCUAAGGUGUUCAUCUUUGAUAAGAAAGGUGGAUCCAUCUACCAUGAUGUGAAGGUGAUGAGAAAGCAGACACCAAUUGAUAUCAAUGCAGGAGAGACCAACUCUAUCAACCUGGGGGAAAUUAAAGGGGAAGAUCCCAUUGGUCAGUUGGUUAUUCCUCCCCAUUCCUUCCACAAGGACAACGGAGAAAUCUAUGAGGGAACUGUGAAAGCCAGCGUCACAUUCAUUGACCCAAGAAAUAUCACCAUGGCGGCUGCAGCCCCUGGGGACCUCAACUUUGUGGACAAUGAGGGUGACAUGCUCCCUUUAAGAACCUAUGGUAUGUUUUCAGUGGACUUCAGAGAUGAGACCAACAAGGAGGUACUUGGAGCUGGGGCUGUUCAAGUCCUUCUUGACACACAGCACGUCAAAAUGCAAGAGCACAUUCCAAAAAUGAAGCUGUGGUCUUUAAACCCAGACACAGGAGUCUGGGAAGAGGAGAGUGACUUCUCCUACACUACAACUACUGGUGGUCAUGGGCGGAGCAAACGUGAGGAGCGUACUUUCCUCAUAGGCAACAUGGAGAUUAGAGAACGUAGGCUCUUCAAUUUAGAUGUUCCUGAAAACAGACGCUGCUACGUCAAAGUCCGUGCCUACAUGAGUGACAAGUUCCUACCUAGUGAACAGCUGGAGGGUGUUGUGAUCAGCUUGAUAAACUUGGAACCCAAACCUGGUUAUUCCUCUAAUCCAAGGGCAUGGGGGCGCUUUGACAGCGUCAUAACUGGACCCAAUGGGGCCUGUUUACCAGCGUUCUGUGAUGCCCAAAGGCCUGAUGCUUACACAGCUUAUGUCACAGCAAUGAUGGGUGGGGAAGAACUGGAGGCAGCUCCCUCCUCUCCUAAGAUGAAUCCAAACAUCAUUGGAGUGUCUCAACCAUACCUGGAUAAAAUGGACUACCAGCGUUCAGACCACGAGGAUCCCGCUCUGAAGAAAACAGCCUUCAGAAUCAACCUGGCAAAGCCUAACCAAAAUAAUCUUGAUGAGACCAACGGGCCAAUAUAUCCAUAUCAGAAUUUAAUAGCUUGUGAAAAUGCCCCUGUUGAUGCAAACCAUUUCAGAUUCUUCAGAGUCGAAAAGGACAAGUAUGAAUACAAUGUUGUUCCCUUUGAGGAGAAUGAUUUGACGACCUGGACGGGAGACUACCUCUCCUGGUGGCCUAAUCCCCAGGAGUUUAGAGCAUGCUUCAUUAAGGUCAAGAUCCAUGGACAAAAAGAAGUGAUGGUCAGGUCGAGGAAUCUGGGAGGAACACAUCGGGAAACAAAAGGCAAGCUUUAUGGUAUAAGAGACAUUCGCAGCACUCGGGACAUGCGAGAGGCCAACACCUCUGCAGCCUGUGUAGAGUUCAAAUGCAGUGGCAUGUUGUUUGAUCAAGCUGAGGUGGACAGAUCCCUCAUAUCAGUCCUUCCUCAGGGGAACUGUCGUAGGGUUGGCACCAACAACCUCUUACAAGAGUAUCUCAUCAAACAUCCACCGGUCGCUCAAAAUAAUGAGUCUCAUGCAUUCACCAUGCUAGCCCCUGUUGAUCCUUUGGGACAUAACUAUGGCAUCUACACAGUCACAGACCAGAAUCCCAGGGUAGCCAAGGAGAUUGCUAUAGGCCGCUGCUUUGAUGGCACCUCUGAUGGUUUCUCCAGGGAAAUGAAAUCAGAUUCUGGAGUGGCGCUGACCUUCAGCUGUCCAGAGAGGAAAAUUAACAGAGAAAGCCUUUUCCAACGUCUGCAGACCAACCCAGGUCAGACUCUGUCUCAGAUGGCGAGGGACAUGAGGGAGUCAGAAGGUCUGCAGGUGCAGAGAUUACCCACCCAGAUGGUGGCCUAUCCUUCAGACCAGCGGGGCAGGACCCAGAGUCGCAGAGUAAGCUCUACAACCAGAAGGAGAGUGUCCAUGCGCACACAGCAACGCCAAUAGAUGUGCCAAAAGGUCUUCCGUCAAGACUGAUAUGAUGACAUCAAGUUGAGGGAGUAUUGUUGAUGAAUAUGAACUCCCUCUUGACUAUGGAAACCACAAAUCUGAGGCCGACAGCAAUUUGACAAAACCAAUGAGUAUGAUUGAACAUAUUCAUUAGACUUAUACUUACUUGAAAAUGUUGUUAUAUACAUUUCUUCCUUCCCUCCUAAAAGACAUGCAUCUUUUGUCUAUAUGUAAUGCAUUGACUGGCAUUUAUUUAAUUAGCUUUGGUCGUAUGUAUGAAUAGACUAAAUUGACUGAUUAACUUUUAUAGUUCUAAUUUGAGCCAUUCCACUUUCCCAUUGUGGGUGUUUUUGCUGACGUUUCACAACGUUUGAAACCAAACCUCCAAAAACCGUAAAUACUAUGCCAGGCCCCAAACACUUCAUAAUUGGCCAUUGCUUUCCACUGAACUUUUCUUAAAGAUCAGAAAGAAACCAACUUGAGGUCCUUGUUGUCUGCAGCAGACACAGAGCCCUUUACAAACUGGGAAACUCUCUCCACCAAGGGGGCACACACUCAAAAGAGACAUGUUGGGUGCAGUGGGGUGAAGUAUGCCACCUGGCGAACAGAGGAUGUUUUCAGUCAUGCUUCUUUCUUUUCAUUACCAUACCACAUUGCCAACUGUGAUUCAGCCAAACGUCCUUCACACCUACUUAGAAUGUGCAAGACUGAGGCCUUCGCCUAGACAAGCAUGGAUCUCACUUGUGGCAGGCAGUCUAAAAUGAGGAUAGUUGAUGGUAUAGUUGAGGUAUGACAUACUUUCCUUUUGUCCUCUGCACAUUCCAAAUUAGCAUCAACAAACAAAAUGUUACUCAAACUAUAUCUGCCUAAAUAUUUCACUUUCUCUGAAACUGUUAUAGAGACUAAUUCAGGGUCUAAAUUGGCUUUGUUUUUAUUGUUGGGUAAUGUGUUUGUCAGCUGCCUUUGUAUCUUGAAGUGCAAUAACUAUAUAAUUUAACUUAAGAAUGUUUAAAGAUCAGCAUGUUACAAACUAUUACAGUACAUAAAAAAUGCUGCUGGUGAAUGAAGCAGCAACUCUUUCAGUACUUGCGGCAGGUGUUGUGGUUAAGCUGUUUGUAUGAGAUCUUGCACAGGACUCAGUUUGAAUGAUUUUAAGCAAAUAAUUUAACUGCUAUGUCAUGUAAUAAUUCUUCAACUCACUCUCUGAACUAUGUAGAAUCUAUUAACUUUUUUCAUACUUUGCUGCAUGGCUCAGUUGAUUUUACAGUUUGUACACCACAAUAGCGCAAUCUUGUUAGUGGGAGUUAUAACUCUCAGUGGAGCCUUCUCUUCAUUAACAAAACCCACCGCGUGACUCUUACACACGUGAGAGAUAAUUAAAAAGUGACACACUUGAAUUUGCUGUUGUUUUAAGAAAUCCUACCAUUGUGGAAUAGGUGUGUGUGACAAUGGAAGUACAAUAAAAGUAUACAUCUUGAUAGACACUGAGACUGAUUAAAGACUUAAAAAAUACUAGGCUAUUGUAAUUUAGGUCGGUAGAAGCUUGACUCAGUGAUUAAAGCUUCACAAUUGUUAAUCUGCAAAAUGGGCACUUGCAGACCCAUGGGAGAAGUACUUCAAGUUGAACUAAUCCAAAACCAAAUAAGGGGGCGUGCAUGGAGAAACCAGGAGAGCCUGACAAGUAAAUAUAAUCCUUCUGCUAAUUAGAAAAUAAAUUACAUAUUCUCUUGAACUAUUAUAACAGUUUGACCCUGACUUUCACAAACAGCCAAACAAGUUAAUUUCUAGGACACAAAGGAUUAAGUUAAGUAAUCAACAGUACAGUGGACCCAAGAAGAUUAAUGGUCUAACAUAUUUACCAUCAAAAUGGCACCCAGCCGAUUGUACAGUUAACUUUUGAAGGUGUUUUUUAUUCCUAAUGUGCAACAUAUGCAUUGUUUAAUGUGUGCUAAAAGGUGACAAUGUGAAGUAGUAUGUAUAAAUACAGCCAUAUAUUGUAAUCCUACACUUGUAUUUAGCCCCACUUCGAUGAACAGUCUCUUUCCAUUAAGCCCCAUGAGCAGCGCACUCUAGACAAACACUAAAAACAGAGUAAUAUAGGGUGACAACACAUGGUACCUUCUACAUUAUCACUGACCUCUCUAACCACAGGCCUCUGGGCCAUCCAUGACUGAACAGUUCAGAUCUCCAGAUGAAAACAAACAUCUCCCUGCAGCAGAUGUAGCAUCCACUCUGUAAGAAAGAUGAUGAUUGAGUCCAGGUGUGGGAAGAGAUAAGUCCUAUAAAAAUGCAAUGGUGUGUGAGGUCAGCUGAGGAGGCCCAACAGCUGUAGAGCAACUGGAGGAAAUGUUAGACCAAAGACAUCAAGAGAAAAAGGAGCAAGAUUAUCUAGUGAUGGAUUUAAUCAUUUUGGGGUACUGUUUGGUAAAUGGAAAAAAGAAAGGGAAAAUAUUAGUAGUCUUUGGCCUCACAGCCCAUCACUUACAGAAUAUCAGGCUUCGAAAGUGGUUGCACAUGGAAGAAUGCAGGUUUCUGGAGGAGAAUGCUUUGACAGGAGAAUUGGCUUAUUCAUGAGGAGAAGUUAUCAGGGGAGUUUGAAGGACAAGGUAACAAUAAUAGACUGAGUAAACCAUUAUAUAAGGCUUUGCAUGGGAAAGUAAGCUGGGUUCUCCAAACAGUUACUUCGUCUUCUGGGAAACUUCAAAGGAGAUUAAAAAAACCUCUGCAAUGUUUGGUUUAAUGAUUUGUGAAAAAAUUCCAAAACCUUUAGAAUCAAAUAAAACACAUUGGAAAGAUUAUUUUUUAUAGGAAAAAAGUUUUAUCAUAUUGAAUCUCAGUGGGAAUGGCAGCAGUAGUAGCAACUAUUUCAUUUUACAGGGAUUCAGUGAUCUCACAGAUAUGGCUUAAUGGAGCUUUGUGUAUUUUUGUUUUACACUUUCAAAGGAAUAGUUUGACAUUUUGGUAAAUAUACUUAUUUGCCUUCUUGCUGAGUUAGAUGAUAAAAUCAAAUUGCACUCCUAUCUAUGUCCAUUAAAUAUGAAGCUACAGCCAGUAGCUUGUUAACUUAGCUUAACAUAAGGACUGGGGAACUGGAAACUGCAACAUAGAAGCAAGGCAACUUUACGGUGACAUCAGGACAGGUUGUUUUCACACUUUUGCACAGAUAAAAAAGAUAUAACAUGUUCAUUAGUAAGCUUUCACGGUGCUUGUAGACAAAUUUUGUUACCUUUGGAAAAAGCCAGGCUGGCUCUUUUUAGCUGUCUUUAGGCUAACCAUGACAUGAGGGUGGUACUGAUUGUCUCACCUAACUCUCUGCAAGAAAACAAAUAAAUGUAUUACCUAAUUAUUAUCUACCUAAAACAAAGACAGUAUGCUAUUGUUACUGUUUUUUAAAGAUAUUUUUGGGGCUUUCGUUCCUUUAUUUGAUAUGACAAUUGAAGAUAAGACAGGAAUGGGGGGAGAAAGAAGGCAUGCAGAAAAGGGCCACAGGUGGGAAUUAAACCCAGGCUCUACCAGGUGAGCUACCAUGCACCCCUACUCUUUCAGUUGUAGCCCUACUGUCUUGAGUGCUUGACAGUUGGUAUUUUUGAGGGUAUUGUCAUCCCCCUAGACUUACUUGCUAUAGACAGGGGCUGUUUUUCUAACAACUCAAAUUGGAAAAAGGAAUCUGGUGAACCUGAUGUUGCCUCGUUGUCACAGAAUUUCAGUAGGUACAUGUAUUGCUCACUGGCACCAUUUAACUUUGGGGCAGAGAAUAACAAGACUCUCACAGUAACUUAAGCAUGAACAGAUUAAUCAAUUUUCUCUUCUGUACAGUCCAACUGGUCUCAAGGAGAUCCCAAUUUAUUUGAGAGGUCAUCCUUGAACAUUAACAUCCCUUUCUGGUAUACAAAGAGAGUUGUAUAUGUGGCACUGUGCUCCAAGAAGCCAACCUGAGCUCCAGUAAAAGAAUUACAUAAAUUAACUCCUGAUAAUUCUCUGUAGACGCUUAACUAGUGCAUGGUGAUGCCAAUCUCUUGUUUCUCUCUGAAUUAAGUUUUUAUGUGUAAAUUGUGUAUUGUAUGAAAUUUACUAUAAUUGUAUGAACAAAAAAAUGUAAAUAAAUGAUUUUGUGUAAA